This is a messenger RNA of Mangifera indica (mango), 1332 nucleotides long. Its product is annotated as agamous-like MADS-box protein MADS1. Gene Ontology annotation, molecular function: protein dimerization activity; RNA polymerase II cis-regulatory region sequence-specific DNA binding; DNA-binding transcription factor activity, RNA polymerase II-specific. The transcript has 8 exons. Gene Ontology annotation, cellular component: nucleus. The record is from RefSeq and is a predicted model, not a curated record. Lineage: Eukaryota; Viridiplantae; Streptophyta; Magnoliopsida; Sapindales; Anacardiaceae. Gene Ontology annotation, biological process: positive regulation of transcription by RNA polymerase II. The coding region runs from base 410 to 1054 and encodes 214 amino acids.
GAUCAGAAACAGAUCAACAAUGGAGGCCCCAAAGUAAAAUCCCAAAAGCAAAUACAACAUGGAAGGUCCUCUUCAUAUUUUGCUUUCAUUUAAUUUCAAAAUAUAUAGGUUUCUUAAGGUCUCGUUCCACAGCAUCAGUUGUCACUUUCCCAAGAAUCCCCUUUUGCUAACUUUUUUUUUUUUCUGACUCAUACGAUACAAAUUAUGUAAUGUAGAAAGUCAAAUAUAGUAAUAAUUAAUAAAGUUAUACAAAUUCAAGCAUAAUGUGUUGAGGGGUCUGUUUGCUAUCUCUAUAUAUAUCACUUCGGCUAGAAGAACUCACUUCCGUUUUCAGCAACUCGUGGUGUUGCAGCUCAAAAGGAGAGUUUUGAUUUCAAGAAUCUUUGCUCCUUUUUAGCAGGCAUCAACCAUGGAGUUUCCAAACCAAGAACCAGAAAGUUCUUCUAAUAAGAAAACGGUAAGAGGCAAAAUUGAGAUUAAGCGGAUCGAGAACACCACUAACAGACAAGUUACCUUCUGUAAGCGUCGCAAUGGAUUGCUCAAGAAAGCGUAUGAACUGUCUGUGUUGUGUGAAGCUGAAGUGGCUUUGAUUGUCUUCUCUAGCCGUGGCCGCCUCUAUGAAUAUGCUAACAACAGUGUGAGGUCAACAAUUGAAAGGUACAAGAAAUCGUGCGCAGAUUCCUCAAACCCAGGAUCUGUAACUGAAGCUAACGCUCAGUUUUACCAGCAAGAAGCCACCAAACUCCGGAGACAAAUCAGAGAGAUUCAGAACCUGAACAAGCAUAUCUUGGGUGAGGCUCUUAGCUCUUUGAGCUUCAAAGAACUCAAGAACCUGGAGGCCAGAGUGGAGAAAGGUAUCACCAGAAUCAGAUCCAAAAAGGAAAUGCAGCUGCAAAAUGAUAACAUGCACCUGCAAGCAAUGAUAGCUGAAAACGAGAAUUCUGAACAGCAACAAUCAAGCAUAAUGCAGGCAGCUGUGUAUGAUCAGUCAGUGCCUUCACAGUCGUAUCAUCGAGAUUUCAUCCGUGUAAACCUCCUGGAACCCAAUCAUUGAUACUCUCGCCAAGAGCAGGGUGCUCUUCAACUUGUUUGAAUGAAGCUGGAAAACUAUCCUUGUCUUGAGCAAGUCUUUCAAGUUCAGCUAAACUAUGUUAUUAGACUCUUUGAUACGUAUGCUAUUGCAUAAGCAUUUCGCUUUAACAUUUUCCAAUGUAUUGGCUAAUACAGAGAAUCUUUGAAAUCUUUUGUUCAGAAUAUGUUACAAUAUUUCUCCGAUAUGUAAAUACUCAUAUUUAAUUGGAUAAUAUAAUUAUUUAUUUUUUUUCUUUCUCA